CAGUCACAGGAUACACCUUAGCAGACGAAAGGAAGACGCAGACUGUGUCGUCUGCCAAGUACUGCAGAGAUGCCGGCACCGUGCGAAUGUUCAACAUAAGACGCGGUGGAACUUCUGCUACGACGCCAUGGCGAAGCAUGAAGCGUUGAUCUGCUGCAUCGUACUCCUUGUCGACUGUCUUGCUGCUACUGCUACCAUUGAGCAAGACGGCAGCCGUGUAGCGUCAAUUGUUCUCAAUCCUGAAACGAAUCGCCUUCACGUUGAGGAAGGAAUGAAGAGACACGACGUCGUAGCGUUUGGUCGCUUCAAAGACCAGAUCAACGAGACCGGAUGGGCUUUUCUAGAAAUAGAGACCAACAAAUCAUACACCGACGAGAUACAGGCUUACGCUGCGGGAGUUCUGGAGGCUAAUCUAACGAGAGAUCUCAUCGAGAAGCAAUGGAUCAACAUGUACGCUCAUUACUGCGACAAUCAAUGGGAGUUCUGCGCGAGGCUCAAGACAUUCCUCGAACACAAUCUCCUCUACACCGGUCAACAAGCACUCAAGCUCGGGUCGACUGAUCCCUACUGGCAUCAGGUCCAUAUGCAGAUGAAACAACUGCGGGGUCUCAGUGACGAAUUCGAGAACGAAGAACUAAAUUUUUCGAACGAAUACACGAACGGCACGAGAGUUCUAUUCUUCAACAUUGAAGGCGACUUACUUGAUUUAGAGCAAGCCCUAGGGAGAAAGGAAAGCGCUUACGACGUUCGCGCCACGACUCCUUGUACGGCUCUCAUCAAAGUGCUCAAUGACAGUCGAGACAUCUACUUUUCACACGACGCAUGGUUUCUCUACCGAAGUAUGUUGAGGAUACAGAAGAAAUAUUCUAUCGCUCUGCAUACUACGAAACAUUCCAGCGACGUAGUUCCUGGCCAUGUAGUCGCCAUGUCCUCUUACCCUGGAAAGCUGGUAUCCUUGGAUGACUUCUACUUAACGUCAACCGGCCUUGCAGUAACAGAGACGACGAUCGACAACGACAACCCUGCGUUGUGGGAGUUUCUGAACCCCAACGCAAGCGUUCUGACAUGGGUUCGCGGCGCAGUCGCCAACCGCUUGGCAUCAACUGGACAUGAAUGGGUAUCCAUAUUCAAGAGAGAGAACAGCGGAACAUACAACAACCAAUGGUCAAUAUUGGAUUACAAACUAUUCACGCCAAACCAGCCAAUCCGGGACAACACCUUAUGGGUCUUGGAGCAAAUGCCGUCAGUCAUCGAAGCCGCUGAUCUCAGCCACGUCCUACGCAAGCAGGGGUACUGGCCGAGCUACAAUGUAGCGUAUUUUAAACAUAUAUUCAACAUUAGCGGACAGCCUGCCUUAGUCGCUAAGUACGGCGCUUACUACUCAUACGCUGGAGCCCCACGAGCACGCAUAAUCCGAAGGGACCACGGCACUGUGCACGACAUGGACAGCAUGAUGAGACUGAUGAGGUACAAUGACUACAAGCACGACCCUGUAUCCGCCUGCAACUGCACGCCGCCAUACAAUCCCGUGUACGCCAUGUCCUCCCGUUACGACCUUCUAGACCCCGAAGGAACGUACGACGUCCCUCGGAUGAAUCGAAGAGCUGUAGGAGGGAUCGACAUGAAGCUCACCAACUCCAGCUUGUUCAAAUCCUCGGAAUUCAUCGCCAUCAGUGGACCGACGCACGAAUCCGUGCCCGCAUUCCAAUGGAGCACUAGCGGGUUCCAGGAAGAGCACGUGGGGCAUCCAGACUUGUGGACUUUUGGCCCCGUGCUGCACCACUGGUGGACACGGGCAUGAACGUGCAGCACGCCACAGUAGAGGGGAAAAAAGAAAAAAGAAGGAAAAGAAGAAGAAGACGAGGAAACUGUCCCUGUCUGUACACGACAACGUCAUGAUGCACUGAACUUCGUCAUUCCAUUAAUAGGUUACACCCAUAUGUGACCAGCACGGACCCUCGCUCUGUUCACCAAACCGGAACAAGCACUUGUACAUCCUCAUAAAAGAACUGCAAAUAUACUUAAACAUUAAAUUAAAAACAAGGGUUCAUAAUUUUC
Ornithodoros turicata is the source of this 2058-nucleotide messenger RNA. Its product is annotated as putative phospholipase B-like 2. The transcript has 12 exons. The coding region runs from base 128 to 1801 and encodes 557 amino acids. Gene Ontology annotation, molecular function: glycerophospholipase activity. Gene Ontology annotation, biological process: phospholipid catabolic process. NCBI's taxonomy places the organism in Eukaryota, Metazoa, Arthropoda, Arachnida, Ixodida, Argasidae. The record is from RefSeq and is a predicted model, not a curated record. Gene Ontology annotation, cellular component: extracellular region.